CGGACGGCAGUUGCUAUGGAUACAGGAGUUGUCUUCACCUGUGGUGAAGUUUAAAACCAAUUUGUUUACACGGACCCGACCAAUUAACAGAGAUCAUGGAGUCUGAGGAUCAGCUGAACGAACUGCGGCUUCAGUUUCAAGCACUGCAAAAACAGCAGGAAAAAAGGAAACAGGAGAGGAAAAAGGAGAAACAGCCAGACAAGCUCAAUGACAGUGGCGCUCAGGAUGAUUUGGAUCUGUCUAACCAAGGUGUUCAGGCAAGCUGUGAUGCUCCCCAAAACAGGCUGUUGCACAUUCAGAAUAAGGCCCUCCUUGACCAACUGAGAGAGCUAAAGGAUGAAAAUGGUCGGCUCUUCAAACUUCUGAGUGAGAAGGAUUUUGAAAUUAAGCACCUGAAGAGGAAAAGAGACGAAGAAAGACUGGCUUUAGCAGGUACUUCAGGCUUGGCAGGAGCUGUAGCUGCCACCAAGAUUGUUGAGCUAUCCAAGAAGAAUAGAGAACUAACUGCUGAAAUUGAGCAAGAGAAGAUUAAAUGUAAGCAAAACGGCAACAGAAUCAAAGAGCUUGAGAGAGAGCUGCAGGCCAUGCUGGUACAUGGUGUACCUGGGCAAAAAGUCGAUUCAAAGUCACCAGUUAAGAUCUCAUCUGAAGAAUGUGAGGAAAGUGCACUGGUUAAAUCUCUGCAGGAAAAAUUAGCAACUACCCAACUGAAGGUGACCGAGUACCGCAACCAGGUGCAGUCUGCCAAGCAAGAGUUGAAAAUGGCACAGAAGGUUCUGAUUAGUGAGAUUGGAGAGGAGGUCAACCUUCAGCAAUUACUAAGCUGCCCUGGGAGCUUUAGAGGUCGAGCACAGCAGAUACUGGCUCUGCAGACAAGGGUACGAGAGCUUGAGCAGCAGCUGAACAAAUCAACACAACAAAGGCAGUCAAGUGUUCUGAGUGGAGAGGAAGAGUUUCUGGGCAUGGGUUUUCUUCAGAAAACUCCUCGUCAGGAAAGAAAUGUCAACUACAUCCGCACUAUCGAGAAAGAGAAGAGGGUAGCCCUUGAGAAGCUCUCAGUGGAUUAUGAGGCGCUCUUGAAAGAACACAAAGAUGUGAAGCAAAAGCUGGAAGCCUCUAAAGCCAGGAACAAAACUCUAUCUGCUGAAGUCAAAACUCUGAAGCAUCAAAUAUCAACGCUGAUGGAGAAGGGGAAACACGAUGAUGACUUCGUGGCUGCUUUGAUGAAGCAGCAGGCCCAGAUGCAGAUGGUAUUAAAACAACUCAGCCAAAAGCAAAACGUACAGAGCAAGGUGAUGCAGCAGAGUGUAGGACAACAGCUGAGCAACAUACCUUCAGAGCACAGUGCUAUCAUCCAGAGAUUUAAAGAGAUACUUGCUGAGAAAGAUGCCAUUAUCAAAAAACUACAGAAAAAACAGCAAUUCUCUGAUAAGGUGUUGAAGAACGAUGAUGUGCACAGACAGCCCAGCAUCAGGAUAACAAACUGUACUUCUGCUGUUUCCCCAGAAGAGGGAGACAUUACCAAAAGAAUUCCAUCUUCAGGUUCAAUUUCUAAAUUCGGUCACAAACUGGUGCUGCCAGCUGUGGGAAGUGGCAUAGAAUUCACAGAGAAAGUGAUGAGCCACACAUGUUUGGAGGCCAAGCACCAAGAGGAGCACCGCAGGCCAGUGAUCCUGGAGGAGUUUGAGAGGCCAAAAUUAGAUUAAAGUAAACACUGUGCAUGCA
Messenger RNA from Neolamprologus brichardi, 1725 nucleotides. It is a transcript of the gene ccdc13, whose product is annotated as coiled-coil domain containing 13. NCBI's taxonomy places the organism in Eukaryota, Metazoa, Chordata, Actinopteri, Cichliformes, Cichlidae. Gene Ontology annotation, cellular component: centriolar satellite. The record is from RefSeq and is a predicted model, not a curated record. Gene Ontology annotation, biological process: cytoplasmic microtubule organization; non-motile cilium assembly.